Molecule: messenger RNA, 801 nt
Organism: Populus trichocarpa (black cottonwood)
Lineage: Eukaryota; Viridiplantae; Streptophyta; Magnoliopsida; Malpighiales; Salicaceae
Product: photosystem II 10 kDa polypeptide, chloroplastic
Exons: 5
Coding region: 276-689 (137 amino acids)
Biological process (GO): photosynthesis
Cellular component (GO): photosystem II oxygen evolving complex; photosystem II; thylakoid membrane
Source: RefSeq, a predicted model, not a curated record
GCCAAUGGUGUCACUCCAGCUGUCAUGUAAUCAGGUGGGGCAUACUCCAGAACCACCUAGUUUGAAACACCUGGCCAUCCUGAUAAUGUUUGCAAUAUCAUAUCCAGAUUUCAGCCACACAAGCAAUGCCAUGUGGCAACAUCUGUCAAUAAUUAUCAUCAUGCUAUCGCUUUCAUUAUCUUGUAUGAUAGUAUUUUAUUGGAGCUCAAGACCAGCAAGGAGGAGGGCAAAACAAGCAGAGAGCAGAUCAAGCAAAGCUUAAACACUAAUUAAUCAUGGCAACCAGCUCAGUUAUGGCUUCAUCAAUGAGCCUGAAACCAGCUCCUUUUACAGUCAAGAAACCUUCUCUCCCAAGUCUUUCAAGGAGAUCAUCUUUCAAAGUUGAGGCUAGUCGUUCGAGGAAGUCCAAGACUGAUCAGCCUUAUGGAAUCAAUGGUGGCAUGGAUUUAAGGGGUGGGCUUGAUGCUUCUGGGAGAAAGGGCAAGGGAAAGGGAGUGUACCAAUUUGUUGACAAAUAUGGUGCUAAUGUUGAUGGAUACAGUCCUAUCUACGACCCCAAGGAUUGGUCUCCAAGUGGUGAAGUUUAUGUUGGAGGCACUACUGGUUUGUUGAUCUGGGCUGUUACCCUAGCUGGCCUUCUUGCAGGGGGAGCACUUCUUGUUUACAAUACAAGUGCCUUAGUACAGUAGAGUUCUGUCAUCAUAUCCUAUCCUAAUCUCUGUGUAUUACUUUCCCUUUUGAUGAAUUCGCCUGUACCUUGUAACAAUUUCCGUGGAUUAAUAAUAAUUAGUGUAAGAUCUA